Varroa destructor (honeybee mite) is the source of this 15474-nucleotide messenger RNA. RefSeq names its product phosphoglycolate phosphatase-like. The record is from RefSeq and is a predicted model, not a curated record. Gene Ontology annotation, molecular function: phosphatase activity. NCBI's taxonomy places the organism in Eukaryota, Metazoa, Arthropoda, Arachnida, Mesostigmata, Varroidae. Gene Ontology annotation, cellular component: cytoplasm.
CAGACAAUACAGCAGCUCGCGUUAUUUCGAUAGUUGAACGUUCUGGCAGUAGAUAGGCACUCCAGUACUGCUAUCUGCCAAAAGACUAAAUAGCCACUCAUGUAUCUCAUAAAACAUGGUAAAAUGACGCAAGAGCAUGAUUAACAAAGUUUAGUUAUAUAAUAGGUGUAGUGAGUCUCAGCGUUAUUUUGGCUAUGUUGUGUGUUGCUAUAUGACCGUGAGCGGUGUUGGCGUAAAACGCGGCAGUUGUAACAUGGCAUCAUUACGAAAAGCGACCGUUAUUUCAGUCCAAAGGGGGCUACAUGGAAGUAAAAACACAACAGAGCACUCACGUCAACAACCCAAAGAGCUAACUAAAAAACUAUGGAGUGAACUGCUUCCACGAUUAGAGUACGUGCUCAGCGACUGUGAUGGCGUUCUAUGGCAUUCAAACCUAGUGGUGUCCGGCGCUAGAGACACGUUUCGAAAACUGCGCGAAUACGGAUUAAAAGUCGGUUUUGUGACAAACAACAGCACGAAAUCGAAGGCCGGACUACUGGAUAAGUUCAAACAAAUGAACUUUCAAAUUACCCCUCGGGAGAUCUUUUGCGUAAAUAACCUUACUGCUAGCUACCUUCAAUCGAGGAAAGUCAAAGGCCGAGUGUACAUGCUGGGCACUGAGGCCCUGCAGAAUGAGCUUGAAGGGGCUGGCCUCAGAUGCAACCCCCCUGGUCCGGAUUUAGCCGAUGGCCAUCCACAAUCCUGGUUGGAUAUGAAAAUGGAUACUGACGUUGAAGCAGUUGUACUUGGAUUUGACUAUCAUUUCAGUAUGGCGAAGGUAUGCCGAGCUUGCACCUAUCUUGCUAGGCCGAACUGUCAUUUCAUUGCUUCCGAGGCUGAUGUUCGAGUGUUUGAAAAAAACAGCUCAGGUAUCGUACUUCCGUCCACAGGGGCAAUACUUGCUGCAAUAGAAGCAGCCGCAGGUCGACGCGCUGUAAUCAUAGGGAAACCGUCGACUACGAUGAUUGAAAUGAUUAGACGAGAGUAUCCAGAGAUACGAUCGGAUAACACGCUGUUCAUCGGAGACUAUCUACACACAGAUAUUGCGUUUGGUGCUAAAAACGGUUUCACCACCCUGUUAGUUGAAACCGGCAUGCACAGCCGUCACGACCUAACACAGGUUAAGGAUUCGUCACUAAAGCCGACGUUCUACACGAAGAGUAUUGCCGAUAUUUUCGCAUUUAUGCAAUAACUUACUGUGUCGCAAACAAUUUAUUUUCGCUAAUGCCACUCGUUGUACACCUAUCGCAGACUAAUAUACUCGACCUGACAAAGAGUUGCCGUAUCAGUUUCGCGGAACAGCCCGAGAUCAUUGGUUCCGCUAAAAUAUCAAAACACCAUAUGAGAACGUUUCAUGUACUUGUAUAUCAGUAGCUUACAGACGUGUCAACACUUGACGCCGCGUAUUGCGGUAAGAGCGUAUUACCGACAACAUGCCAAUAUCUAUACAUAAAGUAUGGUAAUAUAACUGUUAACCCAUAGGCUUCGAGCAGCCAACGCUAACAUCAACACUCGCCAUUUCGUAGCCAGCUGUAGAUACAUGUACAUAGAAGUAUAUUGAAACUGAUAGGAUCAUAACAUAAGAAAGAUUAGGCGUCAAUUUCGUAGGCUGAAGCUUUUAUGAAAAUUUAUGUGGCUCACAAAGCACCGUAGGGUAGUUCCGAUUCUCAAACUGUAUUUGGCUUGAAAGCUUUUGACCUCAAACGAUCAAGCAUGUACCAGAAAGGCGUUUAAUGACAAUCUAAUUUUUCAAUACUUCGUUCAUUCUUCUAUGGGAAGAAUGGUCACAGUUAAACAAUUUGUGUUCAAGAUGCUGGUAUGACUAUUUCAACAUGACACAUAGCGUCGAUAAGGAUGUGACCAGUCGGCCAAAUUAACCCAAAAUUACGUUGAAAUGGUGCUAUCUCAUUGUUUUUUAUUAGUCCGACGACGUAACACGGAAAAAGCGUCGUAGUUUAAAAUAAUUAGAAACUGGGCUUAUUUGAUGACCUCGAAUACAAGUACGCCUGAUUUUAUACUCAUGUCGGAUUAAAUUUUCUUCUGGGGCAAAAAAUAGUUCCCAUUCGUUUUAGUCUGCGGUACAAUCACAUCAUUGCAGUACGGCUAAUUUACCUUUAUGAACUGCGAAGGAUGAUAUGAGGUAAUGUUGAUAGCUUAUGCGACUCUAUAAUUACUAACACUUCUGUUGUUGAUUCUCGUUUGUGCGAUACUUGCCUUUUUAUCUAUGCUACUAUAAGCUUCUUGAAAAAAGCAAAUUUUAGGUGUAACCACCGAAGUUCAACUAUCUUCUACAACGACGCGGUUAACUCAAAGUUCUUUGACUGAGCCUAGGACUAAUACAGCUUACUGUUAUGUUGAUAUACGCCAACGCCACAUGACCUGUAUAUCCGAUAAAACCUGUAGUGUCAACAAGUGUCUAAGCCGGGCAGUGAGAAGACGAUAGUACUCAGGAAGAAACAGCGACGGCUUGAACGCUAGAGCUACAUCCGUCAUCUAAAAACUGUGGAAGCAACUAAAAGAUUUAUCUCAAACAAAAACUUACGGUGAACCGUGCGCGACUGCUGAAAUGUAUUAGGAAAUUGCUUUUCGGAACCUGAAACGGCAGGUCUAUGAAACCGCAUGGCAACGACUAGCCAACGCUGAAAUUUCGACCGCUGAUGGCGAUCUGUUCAUGGUUGCCAUGUCAGCGCACACUUGGAGGGAUCACAAGUUAACUCGUCUGAGAAAAUGAUAUUCAAAAUAAAUACAGACGUUCAAUUGGUGAGUUCAACGUAUGCUUCAUAAUAGAUUUCUGCAAUAAGCGAUAAUAAUGCCACUGAAUGAUGAAACAAUAUUUAUAUGCGUACAGAUGCUCGGAGAAGAGUCACUCGUCUGGGUCAGAUAGAACUUCGCUAAUGAAAUUGAAGAUUUACUGGAAUAGGUAUUUGAGAGGUCGUUCGAUAUAUUUGUUUCUUCCUUGUCAUUAGUGACAAAGAGGCUCUGUGUUGACCAUGUAUAUAUGGGAUCGUUUAUGAUUCUUAUUUAGUUUAUAGAUAAGUUUGUAUAUUGCGUAAGUUUUUCGAAUGGGUUGGAUUCAAAAUUUCGAAAACCAUAGGUAGCGUAAGAAGUUGUCGCCUGUUAAAAUUUUGCCAUUACCAAUUAAAAAAGUAGCGUUAUUUGCCGUUUGUUAGGCUUCAUGCAUUGCCAAUAACUUACUCGAAAAAUUAUUUCAAAACUGUCGUUUUUCAACUUGAAACUUAGAGACAGCGAAAUUCAUGCCGCAACUAAGGACACAGCUGUUGUCGAUAGACAUAGUGAACUUAUGGUUCAAUGUCCAAUUUUGUACAGUGGAUCUUAAUCCCACAUGGACAUUUUGCUUGGGAUGAUCAUCCUCAUUUUGGGUAAAAUUUGUUUGCACUCAUUGAAAAAAGUUUAUAAACUUUUUUGCUCAUUUUGAGUGCGUUCCUCUUCAGUACAAAGUGUCGUUCGCGGUACGUUUCUGAGUAGAGAUGACCCUACGGGGUAACUUUACGUUGCACAGCUAACGCAGUAAAAUGGAACUACGCACUUGUCCUUGAUUUGUCUUUGAGUAGAAAGCAUUAUUAUACAAUGUAAUUGAAAUCUUUCAUGCUUCCACUAUACUCACCCUAUUACACCCUCCGGCUGUUAGAUAUCCUGAAAUUUUCAAGAGAGCUUUGGCUCUCUUGAAAAUUUCAGGAAGGAUAGUAGGAAGGUAGUCAAAGAUCUCCUGUCAUUUCUCGAACGCCAAAAUGAACACUUCCAUAAAUGCAACAUUCAUUCUCUGUCGUAGCAGUGAUACAUAUUGAUUGAGCUCAGCGACUAUUGUUCAAUGAGAAUGAACUAUAUACAAUUUACAAAACAUGAGUCGCUUGCAUUUUUUACGGCCACACAACAUCGCGAGAGUGUAUAAUGUAAAGAUAAACGAAUAUUAAAAGCUUGUAACUUCUACUUUGAGUGUUUAUUAUCUAUUGCUUUUGGAAUAUGGCGGCAGUCCCAUACGUUCGAAACUGCAAUAAUUGAUGUUUAUUCUAUGUCGGUAAAAAAUGUCAUGGCGUUUUUUUGUUUCCCUUCACCAUUCUUUGUUUACCUCUAUAUAUUAGUCAAAAACCCGCUCCCUUUUCCCUCCAAAUCCGUUGCUAUCAGUCAGACCGUAAUUUAAAAAAAAAAAAAAAAAAAAAAACGAUCAUUUGAUGAUACUAACAGUGUGUUAUACACUAGAAGAUGAAAUAACGGAAUAGUCGAGAAAUAUCUCUAUAUGGAUUAGCUGCAUAAAGCGCAGCGAAAAACUCCCAUGAAGAGGCGCAGUAUCGUUCUAUACGACAUUGCCAUGCAGGGUCGAAGUAGGAUAAGACUUCAUCAAGCAAGGUAAAAAUUAGAGUCUUCAUCUUCCAGCAAGAAUGCAUGAUACCAUGACGAACAGGCAAGGUUAACUAUCUUUCCUACUAUCGAGCACAAAUACCUGUAUAGAUAUUCGUGUCAGUCUCGGAUACUUCUCGAUAGCAAUUAUGCACGAGAGCUUUGCACGAGCCACUAGAGUUAUUGAUUGCAACGCCGACAUCUAUUUUAUCUUCUUAUCGUUCAGCAAACAAUUUGAUAUACUAACAAUUUGGAACGGCUGAACCGUUUAGACAGAUCUCCCCCAUGGAACUUGGGUACGUUAUUCGUGUGUUUCAAGAUUACGCCUGUCCUGGUUAAUAGCAUACAUUUAAAGCGUUUCCAAGCUGAUCCAAGACUGAUUCAACGAAAUUUGAUAGAGUUUUUAAAUGAGCGAAAUACCUUUUCACACAAAACUCAUAAAGCCCACUUUUGCACGAUGGUGUUUUCGAAUCCAAGACAUGAACGCAAAAAGUUAUUAAUUGAAGCGCGUGUAAAAAAAAAUAAAUAAAAACGUCGCAUCUGUGACCUCCAUGCAUGAUACCUCGAAGCUGGGCCAGUGGUUACGACAAACGGUGUUUAUUGACGGCCAUCAUUCAACCUACUGCAGCAACGGUAUAAAUACGUAUACAACACAAUUCGGAUACGGAUAAGCCCGCAUAAAUGCAUUACUAAGCUGAACUUGAAUCUCGUAAUUGAAAUUUGUUACCGGAAAGUAAUAGAAUGGAUGACCUUACAUUGAAUCUCCACCAGGUGAUCCGCUACAUUGUCUAAUUGAUCGUUAGGAACCUGUCUUGCUUAUGACUAGGAAACGGGUACAAGGUAGAACAAUAUAAUGUAGAAGCUUAUAAAUGCAAUGUUCAAUUAGACAUAGUGUACUAAAAAACAAUAUACUGUUCUAAUUUCAUCCUCCCUGCAAGGGUAAACCUUCUGGUUCAUUUGUUCAGUUAACCUUAAUUAGGUAGGCAAUUAAGGAUAUUAUAAGCGAACGAACUGGUCUCCUUAAGGAGUAGUUUUUUUAUCUAUACAUAUUUCAGACAUGUUAGUGUUGGCACUGUCAAAUCAAUAGCAUACGACACGCAAACUACAAAUUGUAAUACGUCACCGUGAAAAGAUGAGAGUACCAUGUGUGAUUGUCAGGCUCAAGGACACAUGGUGGUGAAGGCUCGAAUCGGGGCAUAUACUUACUUUAUUUCAUGUCCGGACUUUCUGAAAUAAUGCGUAAAAACUUUAACAGAGGACAAAAAACACGAAAGACCUAUUUUCAGAGAUAAGUUGGUCGAAAGCGACGCUUGACGGUAGUAGUAUACGAAGUAUUCGAGAGACUUAUUCAACUUGAGUCACAAAGUUUUACUUGCGAUAUAUGCGGAUCAGAAGACAUUUCGGAAAAUUCAGAUGAAUACAGAUCGCCAAAGGAGUGUUUUUGGGUCGGGAAAUAAUACAGGAUGAAAUGCAAUUGAGAUAAAAGAUCUAUAUCUGGACGAAGAGCAUAUAUACGUAUAACUUUGCGCACGGUUCAGCGCUGGCAUAAUAUACCCGUAUAUCGAGAAAAUACACCUUACCCACGCGAGCAUGUUGCAACAAGAAGCUGGCCCUGUUACUAUUUUUAUUAACUCCCCUAGCGGUAAAGUAUAGCCUGGCUGUUGAAUUGCUUACGAUUAAUAAAUGCUAUGCUACACGCGUGACGAAAUAAAGGAUUUUGUAACAAUGGAUCAAUCACAAAUGGUAGUCGUCUUAAGAUUAUAAAUAAAGUUGUACAAUUAUCAUAAUCAUAGCUAAUUUAUCUCUGCGUGGAUAUCGGGUUAUUGAACACAAUCUGAGCCUAUAUUUUCUUUCGGUUUGAGAACAGAAUCAAAGGAAGCUCGAGACAAGCCCAGGUUCCACAAAAACAGGUUUGGCUAUUUGAUAUUCCGGGUCUCUCAUGAUGAUCUAACUUUAUGAUUUAAUAAAAUGUACUUUUUGGCGUUACAACAAUUUAGCUGUCGAGUAAAACGUGUAUUAAUGAAGGCACAAAAUAGAAAAUCUACUUCGAAUGGGUCACGAUGCCAGGACAAGCUCAGUAAAAUUGUCUGAACAGGAAGUAGAGUCUACUAUUGUAGUUGUUGUUUCCACAUUUUGAGCUAACGUCCCGUCUGUGUAGCAAGCACGAUAUCUCUAUCUAAAAUACCAGGUCAAAUCGGUCACAUAGAGAACAUUCAACAGAGACAGUUCCGAAUGAUCGAAUGCAUACAAAUAUCAGGAGCUGUUCAUUACUAAAGAACCUAUAAAACAAUGAUUACCUUAUUUCUACGAAGCAAGAAUCAUUAAAGACACCAUAGGGUCUAUGGCAGUUACGACAACCACGUGCCGAAUAUGCUCUCAGUAUUUCUGUCAGCAAACAUUUCAUCGUAGAGCCUAUUCCAUAAGUCUAAAACAGGCUUUAAUAAAGGACCCCACUAACAGCAUGACCUGAAAAUAAUCCAAACUAUCCCUUUGCGACAUUUUUAUUGAUAAGAUCUGACUGCUUCUUUUGACGAACUUUGCACUGUCGUCAAGUUAAACGUAUGUCCCUUUAUAAGCAUGUACGUUUAACUUGAACACACUUGAAUACCUUGGAAUUUUAUCAAUAUUUCAUUCUGUAACUAUGGCGUUUAUAUAGGUUUUAGUGUGGUUAAAUUGGUCUUUGAGAACGAUACGUACAUUAUUACUGAUCUGCUUCAGUUUAGGGGAUCAAAGGCAGCUUGUGCGUGUGCCAUUGCUUGUUCUAUCUAUAACACGGCUCCUCACCGUUCAAUUUUAUCUAGAUCUAGCAUAGACAAAACCUGGCAGUAGAUGACUACAGCCUAUCAUGUUUAACGGGCUCCUCUACGAAGAGAAGCCUUUUCCUCUAGCUUUGUUAGAUGAUUGAUUGAUCCCUUUGUACAAAGUCACAUCUGGCUCAUACAGAUCUUCAACUGAUAUUUCUCAUGAACUUUAGUGACCCCGCUUGGGCCUAAUAAUGGAAGAGUUUUUGGCCAAUUCCUUAAUACAAUUUCUCCACUUUCAUAUCAUCGGUUGUUUUCAACGGUAGCGUUAAGCAAAUUGUGGCCCACAUAGCCUUACCUGGCCUUAUAUUAUUAGUUAUGUAUUUAGCACUUUUUUUUUGCCGUUACAAAACUAACAAAGGCAUAUAUACUUCAUCUUAAAUGUCCCUGAUGUUCAAGAAUAACCAUAGUUUAAGUAGCGACGGAUAAUUAUAUAGUGACAAUGCAAAAUUUGAUUCUAGUCCUAGUAGUAGGUACCAUUCAAGUUGUUUUUGAUAAUACGUUCAUGAUUCAAAUGCUGUGUUAUAGAACAGAACGAAAGUUCUUUAGACGAAGAGUACACUUAUAUGUAACUGAGCUUAUAUAAAUAGUUAAUCUAUGUUUGCGCGAUCAUUGCUAUAAUGAUAUUGCCAUGAUAAUUUAAGAUUAAAAAAAAAACUUAAAGACAAGUUAUACAGGUUACGCUUGCCACACGAAUGUAGUACUGCCUACAAUAUCAAGCAAGUAAUAUAUUGGCAGUUUGAAGAAAUAAGGACACACCAUCUGUUCCUUCCUUUAGGGAAUGCUUAUCUUUAAGGUUUUUUAACAGACGCAUAUAACCUGAUUUAUUGAAUAAUAUCUACCACGCUGGAAAAUCUAUAAAAACAGAACCUAUUCAAUUCAACCAUGGCUGCUAUUAUUUUAAUUACUGCUGCUUCUGCGAUGGGUAAUGCUAGCUGGGGUUUGGAAUGGUAUUGGUAAUAAUGUGUUCGUUGUCAAAGUUUGCCUCUUUUAUCUCUUCUCCUGAAUUACCUAGUUCCCACUUGCGUGUUAGUUAUUCAUUUUCCCUUGAUCUUUCUACUCCACUUGUUCUUUAUAUAUGCGUCUACACUUUGGAAGGACAAGGCAUUGCCGUCGGACUUUCGUAGUCAAGAGGCGCGAGAUAACCACUUCCCGUAUAGGUUGGCAGACUGGCCAGCAGCCAAAGCGUACGCCCGAAGCCCGUUCGUGAUAACUGUGGCAUUAUGGAAAUGGUCAUCGUCAACAUUAGCUCAAACAGCUGUAGCAAAAGCUACACCGCCUAUGCCCUAGCUUGGUUUAGUUUUAGUGACUAAUGAAAGAUGGUGCGACUGGGUCGACAGCUGUUGCUGAAGAUUUCGUCCCAAUUUCGAUACUAUAAGCGAGAGCAAUCAAGAGCCUACCAUCUUUAAGGACCUACACACACCAACAUGUACUAUAACUCGCGGGCGUCUUAUAUGGAGAGAUAGGGAAACGAGCAUGCUGUGGCUGCUGAUCAUAACGUACUAUUAAGUUGAUCGUCUGGUGUGGCGGAACCGACCCAAUCUUGGCUACUUCUCUAUUUAGGAUCAUAGAUGCACUCCUCUCCGACGUUAUAGUUAUCGUUAGUGGGGGCAAGUGGAAAAAUGACAAUGUGCAGUGCUUUUCUUAGGUAAGAAAAAUACCGUCAAUCGAUAUCGGUGUAAAGCUAGGGCACUGGAAAGCUGAAAAUUCUCCUUGAGGUAUAAAAGAAAUAAGUCAGAUUUACGGCAAUAGCGUACGUUGGCCAGAAGAAAUGGCAGUACGUAUUACGAGUGGCUACUACGGGGCAAGAUAGUUUGGCGAUGAUCGAUUUAUUUACAAUCUUUCAGAAACAAAAUAGUAAUUUAAUUGUGUGGAACACCGUGACGGCACGUCACUUACAUAGGAAAUAGAGGACUUGUCUGAGAAAAAAUAACCCAAGAGGCUGUAUUAGUUCCAUAUGUUAUGUACAUAUGCAACGUAAACAUUUGGGCAAAUUUUUUUGCUGUGAGUGUUUUUCUAGAAAGCAGCUCUGUGUUCCGUUCACUUUUUCUAUCACCGCAUGAAAAACGCAAAGGAGUUAUGCCCUAAGGCUACCGAUAGUUAACUGCCAAUAAAGAAUAACUUUUAAAAAGUGUACCUGUGGAAUGAUCGAUAUUCGAAAUUCUUUAGUGGAGUAUUUGGGAAAAUGAGGUAAUGUUGUAACGUCGCAGGAGAACAUCUAAUAUAUAUUGUCCUCGUAAGGAAAGGUAAUUAAUCAACUUUGUGCAAAUAUUGUCACCGCAAACAGGUGGCAGAUGCAGACGAAGUACUGCUCAUAGGAAUCGAACCGACACAGGGUGCCGUUUUCUCAUCGAUUUCUGUCGAAGGACUGAGCCUAUUGUUUCGAGGCCGACUGUUUGCCAAAAUAUCAUAUUGCAGCCUAGGGGAGUAUUGCACCAUAUAACGCGUUUUGCCCCGCCGUAUUCAGGGUUAAAACGGACGUCGUCGUGUGCUAUAGGUUGCAAUAGGUAUGGUGCGCUGCGUCAAUCACCAGCCAAUAAAUGGCGUAAGUACUCAAGGCCAACUGAUGGUAAGUGGCCUUGGCCAUUGCAAGUGGUCGUCGGAUGAACGCAGUUCCGUAGCUGCUAUACUACGAAAUCGUAUGAGAGGAAUCCGAUGCUGCAGCAGAUACACGUCCUUGCCCGUCUAACAUUUGAUGCCUCUCGAACGCCUACCUUGACAAGUUAAAAAUUUUCCGACACGAAUAUGAAGACUCAUGACGCCUUCGGCUAGGAGGUGUCAGCUAACCUCGACCGAUUGACAGGCUUCACAACGAGAGCGUCGCGAACCUGUUGCCAAAGCGGACGCACAUGCAGACGUACGGAAGCUGUCGAUUGUCCUGAUUGGCCGAGAAUCGCUGUUGGCUGGAGCUGGCAACGACUUCGGCCUGAACAGGAAUCUAGCGCUGAUGAAAAAACCAACAUGCGUUACAGACAUGGAUUAUGUCUCUCGUCUCUAGCAUCGUUCUAUUCCAGUGCUUUAUGUUUUCAGUUCAUUUUCAGACGAACUUGAUUUACAUAGGUUACAUUUUUUUGGUAAAUUUAUGUUAAUAUUACGUUGAUGACUAAGAGAUUUCACUUUAGAACUUAUUGGGUCAUAUACAAGGGUGCACCUUGAAGCUAAUAUGACUCGCAGGUGUUGAAAAUACUAAUGAAAUAGCCCAGGUCCUAAGUAUGCUCUCAGUAUAGUAUCUAUUUUCAUCUUGCUUCAGCAGUAUUUUACCGCUUCAUUUGACAAACGUGAAUGCUAGUGGUUGGACGAUCAUUGAAGUUCUAGUUCGAUUGUCGCAGCAACUUCCUCAAGUUAGUUUGUUAUUAGUUGAUCGUUUCUUCUAGCUUGAAUAUUUAGACUUAUUGCUUCUCAAUGAAUAGAACGAGUUCAAUGGUUCGGAAAUGCUAAUUUGUCGAUUUCACCAGAAGCUUCCGUUUGUCCAAUCACUGCAGGACCUGCUGUUUGAAGACCAUUGUUUCGAUGUAUAUUACUAUAGAUUUAGUUUAUUAUAUACUAUCGAUAUGGGAUAUUCUUGUGUCUGAAGCUAGAAAGUUGUGGCCAACGAUUAUCGUUUCCGUGCCCGUACUAUGCAAAUCUUUCAUAGCAUUCAAUAGUUUCGCUAUCGUUUACUAUCUGAGUUUGGGAUCAUAGUCCUCAUAAUUGUCGAAAGUACAAUUUUAAACUAGGUCGAAAUCUGCUACAGGGUGAGCCGUCGAAACUAGUUGGCCGUGUGAAACACGUGCUUCGAACGCUGCUACACUUUCACAUGAACAUAAGCACCGUUAGUUACACCGAACGGCUUAUGGACCUCUCAACUGCUUAAACAUUGAGUCUGCUGCCUCCUGACAUCUAGCCUAUGCACACUUGUUUGUCGAGUUCUCUCCGUUACCUUUACAUUAUCCGUUACGCUACCGAAGAUCUUCCUCUUAUAACAACACCGGUACCAUCGUACAGCAUCUGGUAUCUAUAUAUAUAUAUAGUUUCUUUAAAUUGUUGCUAUUAAACAACAAUAAAAAUGUACAUGUAUACUUAUUCAUGUUAGCAACAAUGGAGCCGUCGUAUGUGGUGAUUAACGGCGAUAUCGGACGUAGAACUCGAAACAACGAGAGGCUGCUUGGUGUACAACAGAUUAGAUCCGUUAAUAUUUCGACAGUCUGAUAAUUAGAAAUGCAACGGAUUGCUGAAACAUUUCAAGGAGGAAACUGGCUCGGGAUGACUCCCGACGUAUAUUAAUGUUCGUUAGGCUAAGUACGGCAUUAUUAUUGAAUCAAAUUAAUAGGUCUGCUACUAUUAUAUUACCGCAUGGAAUAAAUGACAAGAGGUGCUAGACUUGAAAAACAUCUCCGUGAGAAGCCGAGAAUAACCGUGUAAAGGUAGGAAGUAUCGCUUGCUCGACUAUGGUACCAUUCUAUAAUUCUAACAAAGUAACGACGUUAAUGACAAAUUCUAACGAGAGGACUAGAUCAUUUUUGCAGGGUAAUAGAAACACUGUCUCAAUGGGUUAACGGAACUACUCGAGUUCAGCAAAGCCUCAGAAGAACUGAAACUCGAUAAUUAUGUUGGUCUGCAAUCGAGCAGUGAUGGCAGUUGGUCGGAAUGUAACAUAAAUCGAAUCUGUGAACGGGACAUCAUGUUUCUGAACGAUAACGGGAUGGGCGGAGGAAGCUUACGUUAGGCUGAAUCUAACGUCAACUAACCUCAGAUGAAUGAAAGCAACGGCAAAGAACAAGAGUAACCGUUAGCCAGUCGAAGAAAUCGACAUGAACUGACUGAUUAUAACGAAACAAAUACGUUCUGCGGGAUUAAUGCAGCAACGUAAUCAGGUACCGGAACGACAUAGUUGACGUAAUAAGGUGAUACCUGACGGGGCCUUUAAAACAAGCAAAUUAAUUAAGGAAAUAAACGAAUAUGUACAAAGAGAUAAGACAAUGACUGGAUUAACAAUAGAGGUAUAGAUCGGCAGUCUAUCUAAAAUGUAUAUAUAUAGAUAUACAUAUAUAUGUAGUGUGAAGCAAAAGUUUCUUGACGAUAUAAACAAAUCGAUCGCCUGUGUCGAUCCGGACUUCUUCCAGCGGAUCACUAGAAGUAAAGUCGUUAGAAUGAUCGACUUUCAUCGAUGGCAUAAGAAAUUCAUAGAAUAUUAUUAUUAUUAUAUUGGAUUGUUACAAACACCGCUCUUUAGGGGUUCAUGAAAGAAUCCGUUUGUAUAUUACGUUUCUCGUUUCGUUCCUAAGUCAAAGCAGAUGUUUGUCUUUCGGAAGAGCCGAGAAACGCUGCUACAGGAAUCCAACAAGGAUCAUUAUUUCUGACCACGGAAGCCUCCAGUUCCCCUUCAUGCAGCGUAGUCAAUGCUGCCCGCGCUAUCUCUGCGCCAAAGCUCAACCCAUCUACGUAUAGAUACGCGUAAACUGUAAUGUGGCGAGCAAGAAAUGCAUUAGAGUGAUAAUAUUGUUUUGAUAUCGGCUAGGUGGAACGUACAUGUUUUGGUUAAGGAAGGCUAAACACUGGCUUUGUCCAGACAAGUCCUGCAAUCCGCUCCUGACACAUAGCCCUUUUGCAUGCUCUACCACAAAAGAAUUGAUCACAAUUGUUACCCAGUGUGUAUCGAAUAAGUUCGAUUACUUUAUACAACGCUUAUAUACGGAUAAGCGGCCUUACGAUUAACGAGUGCUCGAUAUUAUGAAUUAUCAUAGGCGCCUACCAGUGCAAGAACGCUUACAAUGCAAAGAGGCAUCAUCCUAGAACAGGAACUAUAUGAAUUCGUGCUUAUUAUGUCUUGUCAAAAGUUUGCUGCUUUCCCCUCCGAUCAACUAACUUAUGAACUCAAUGUAUGUUAGCUUUAUAGGUAGUUAGGUAUCCUGCUUAGUAAAGUAACCUGCUUGGUUUAGGCUAGUUCCAAAUAAAUGCACAAAAAAGGACUUCCAGACAUUUGACUAAACAGAUAGGCUGAUGGCGAGGAAAUUUGUUUUUUACGAGCGUAUGCACCGAGGCAUACCCUGAACUGAAUCCGCAGCCUGAUUUCUGUAAGAUUAACAUUUCACCUUUAUGUCAUCGCAAGAACGCAGGCAAACAGCAAUCGAGAUACAGCUUUGCAGGAAUCGACUAUCCUUUGACCAAAGACACAACUAAGCAGUUAGAGGCCAUAACUAAAUUUUAUAUAUAAUGGGGUUGAAGCCUGUAUGAAGCUUUAUAAUUAAUGAUGACAAUAUUAUUACCAGACGAGAUAAUAAACGCUUGGAGACAACUGAACAAGUUAGGUGAAGCAGUUUUAAUUUGCUAAGAAUGGGUUUGCACUAUAGUCACCUUCUUGCUUAUAGUCAGAGUAAUAGUUUGUCUAGUUAAUAUGUGGGGCGAGCAUUAUGUAUGCAGAACUACUAAUUAGAGUAAAAUAUUAUUUAUGUAGCUGUUUACCGUUAGCGCUGCUUAAUGCUGGAUCCCAUCAUUUAAUCCGCUUCCAGGACAAAAAAAAUGAAGCAAGGUUUUUUCAAUGUGCUUUUAAAUGAGGCAUUACCUUACAACAUUUCGAACUAUGUAGUAACUUUCUUUAUUGUUCUGACCCGUAGGCCAUAUCUAAAUAUUUAGAACAUAUCUAAAUAUAUAGAACUUAGAGUCUAUGCGUCCUUAACUUGAACACGGCGCCAUAUUUGGUGUUUACAGGAAAAACUGUCAUUUCUUUAAGUACUGUUUUAGUGGGAAAAUCGGUAAGGGCCUAUGGAAGUUAGCCCAGUUCGUUGAAUAAGCGAUCGGUCAACAAACGAGCCUAGUAUAAUUGAGAUUGCCGUCAGAAUGCAUGGGCCCUCCCUUACUAUCUCUAACGAUAUGUAAAAAUCGUGUAACAAUGAAAGUAAUCGUAAAAAAAACGUAUCCUAAAGGUUUUGUAAACGAAUCUAGCCCGGUCUUAUUAGUAGACAACAAGAGUCUCAUUGAGUUAUUUUGAAUCAACACAACAAAGCGAGCUGAAACAAAUCCGAGUCAAACUUAACCUAAAUCAGGCACCUUCUUAGUUCUUACUGAUCGCUAGUCUUAAAGGUACUAUCACAUCUUUUGUGAUAGCACCUUUAAGACUAGCGGUCAGUAAGUAAGUAAUCCCUAAGACAAAGGCGACAUCUUUGUCAUAACUUAUCUUUGUCGAAAUGGAACAAAAACAAAAAAAUAUUCUGAAACAUUCAGACGUUUAGUGCUUUUUGGGAUUCAAGACACCAAAAGCAAAUUAGAGUAUAUGUUCCAUUUUAUUACACUUUAAUUAUUUGCUCAUCUGUUGUUUGUUUAUCACAAAAUAUACUAAUUUUAAUAUUGAUUGAUUUUGUAUUUAUUAUAUUAUUAUUAGAGAAUAAUUAUAGUAAUGAUACAGUGUAAUGUAACUAGUUUUAUUCGCAGUAUUUGUUGCUUGAAAAACCUUGCCUUAUCUAUUUCAUUAUGGUCGGCAUCUCUUCAUGUUGUUUGUCUUCCGUAUAAAGUAUUCACGUUCAAAUUGGUUCAGCCUGUUUUACUUGUGCUACAAUUCUUUCCCGCUGUACGAUAUUCUCUCUUUUUUUUUUUUCUCUUUCUCUCUAUCUAUCUCUUUCUUUUUCUUUCUCUCUCACCGACUGACUUUCUCGCUUUUUUUGUCUAUACCACUUGUAAUGAUUGCAUUGUUCAUUUUACAAGAACGCCCUGCUCUACACAGUCCAGGUUUGCUCACUAACAUACAAUUAUGUGAUGAUGAAACUCACAAAAUGUAGAUGUGACAGCUCGUGUUAUUAUUUAUAGGGAACCUUGCUACAAUCUGCUUAGUGUUUACUUAAUUAUAAUGAAACCAAUCUAGCUAGGCUCCUGAAAGACAGGCAGUGCUCGUUAGAUCUCUUUUGCUUGCGUGUAUGGAUUUCGUAGUUACAGCAUUGCUAUCGAUCAAGGCCGAGUGCCCUGAGGAGACAACUUCACUGCACAAAAUUUGCUAUGCGCCUGUUGCAAUCCUAUCGCAUUUUGGAAUGAUGUCCUUUGGAAGACUUGAGUGAUUUUGUCUGUGUGCCUUCUCCCGAAAGACAUCGGUGCUUUCGAUGGCGCCGUCGAUUAUCGCAGAACAAUCUGCGAACAACUAUGUUAACUAAACAAUACACAAUAUAUUAAUCAGUGGUGCGCGAUGUUAUUCCGCAUUCGUUCGAUCUUGGUUUUCAGUCAUUUCGGAUCUAACAGCUUUCAGUUAAUAAUGUACAUGUAUCUAAACGUAUUGCUUAGGCUCCUUGGAGUUCAAAUAAUAAUAAUAAUAAUU